AGCAUCGGUUUCCUCUCGAGCGAACUUGCACUGAAGCACCGGCAGGUGAAUGCAUUCAAUGGAAAUCGCAACAGCGACGCGUGCGACAGCUUGCGGGGUCUUCUCGCUCUGUUAGCUCGCUGCACGCAAAGGACACGUUAUCUUACUGUUGGCGGAGCCCGCGUCAAAAUAGACAAAGGCGGUCUCCUAAGGACUGGGCCCGAGACAGAGUUUUUAGAAACUCUACCUCAGCCGCGGGAACUGAUCGCGAACAAAACCCGCCAUCUACCCCACGACACAAAAAGAUGAAGAAAAGAAGAAUGGCCUGGUAUUGGCUGCUGUCACUACCACUACUAGCAAUGGUACUCGACAAUGCUUCUGGUGGCGGUGCCACAGCGUCGGACGUCAAAGGCGGAUCCACACCAGGAAUUUCAGGCGCUACUCUCAGUAGCUCGUCGAAUAUGGAACGGAGAUGGAAAUGCCAUAGGCUUGGCAAACUUUCUACAGUUCAAGCAGCGAAUUCGAGAUGCUGGUUCUACUGUUUCGACGAGUCCUUGUAUCGAAUCUACCGGUUACCAGAGCCGAACGGAACACCAUGCUUGGUGGACAAGAACUACCCUCAAGGAACGUGCAGAUAUUCGCGGUGUCGCCAGCCCAACAUGAAAAAAAGAUGGUGGCUUGGCAAAUUGUUCCGCAAGGGCUCCGGUGUCAAGGAAUAAACACGCGAAACUACGCGCAA
This is a messenger RNA of Dermacentor silvarum, 718 nucleotides long. RefSeq lists its product as uncharacterized. The record is from RefSeq and is a predicted model, not a curated record. Bases 285 to 698 code for a protein of 137 amino acids. The transcript is spliced from 5 exons. NCBI's taxonomy places the organism in Eukaryota, Metazoa, Arthropoda, Arachnida, Ixodida, Ixodidae.